Messenger RNA from Zophobas morio, 1635 nucleotides. RefSeq names its product lipoamide acyltransferase component of branched-chain alpha-keto acid dehydrogenase complex, mitochondrial (gene Dbct). The record is from RefSeq and is a predicted model, not a curated record. Gene Ontology annotation, molecular function: lipoic acid binding; acetyltransferase activity. The coding region runs from base 327 to 1598 and encodes 423 amino acids. The transcript is spliced from 6 exons. Gene Ontology annotation, cellular component: mitochondrion; cytoplasm. NCBI's taxonomy places the organism in Eukaryota, Metazoa, Arthropoda, Insecta, Coleoptera, Tenebrionidae.
GUAAAGUGAAUCGAAUUUUGAAUAUUUAUUUACUCGUAACCUUCAAAGUAAGUUGACCUUAAGAUAAGGUUAUUUGAUUUAAUAGAGCCGGUGCUACAUGUUACACACUAUAUUUGCUUUUUCAUCGAUAAAAGUGGGUUCUAGUGAAAAAACACGAACAAUCAAAUCAACUUGAAAGUUUGAAGCGCCAAAUUCAAAUCUUUCAAAGAUAGAUAAUAAUUACAGAUAUGCCCCAGUAUUUAAACGACGAACAUUACGUCGCUCAGUACGAUUAGCGUCAAGAUAACAGUUCAUAAUCGUCGUUGUAGUUGGAAACAACAAGAAACAUGCUUGUAAAGAUUACCCAAUUGUGUGGCGUGAGUUCAAAGUUUAUGAAUGCAAAGAAUUUUUACACGUAUGCUAAACACGCUGCACAAGUUUCGUUUAAGUUGUCUGACAUUGGAGAAGGUAUAAGGGAAGUGCUGGUAAAAGAAUGGUUUGUGAAAGUUGGUGAUAAAGUGUCUCAGUUUGACGAGAUCUGUGAAGUUCAAAGUGACAAAGCGUCUGUUACUAUUACAAGUAAAUAUGAUGGAGUUAUAAAGAAGUUACAUUAUAAAAUCGACGAAACUGCCUUGGUGGGAAAGCCACUUGUGGAUAUUGAAACCGAAAAUGGGGAAGAAAUUAACAAAAGUACAAAAACGGCGAAAAAUGAACAAGUCGUAAUAGAAGAAAAUCCGAAUGAAACUAUUAACAAUACAUCAUUAUGUAUUCCUUCGGUUAGAAGACUUGCCAAGGAACAUAUGCUUGAUUUAUCUGGUAUUCAAGGUAGUGGUAAAAAUGGAAGAAUUCUUAAAGAAGACGUACUCAAGCACCUCGCACAGACUACUCAAGACGAAACUCCUGUUGUAACUACCGCACAAGACAGGAUAGAACCAAUGACAGGUUUCCAGAAAGCAAUGUUUAAAACAAUGACUAAUUCCCUGAAAAUACCCCAUUUCGUGUACGGUGAUGAAAUAAUAGUCACCGAGUUAUCUCGUUUAAGACAAAAUCUCAAACAAAAUCAGGAUCAUAAAAACCUGAAACUAUCGUUUUUGCCCUUUUUUAUAAAAGCGGCAUCGAAUGCGUUGCAGCGACUUCCAAUUUUAAAUGCCAUGUUAGACGAAAAAUCUGAAAACGUGAUAUACAAAAGCGAACACAAUAUAGGAGUGGCAAUGGAUACUAAAGCUGGACUAGCGGUACCGGUGAUCAAAAAUGUUGAGAGAUUAAACAUAUUGGAAAUUAAUUCAGAACUGACUAGGCUAAUUCAGAGUGGGCGUGAUGGUGUUUUUUCGGCACAAGAUCUGGCAGGGGGGACUUUUACAAUCUCAAAUAUAGGCGCUAUUGGAGGAACUUAUAUGCACCCGGUCAUUAUGCCACCGCAAGUGGCCAUCAUCGCUUUAGGAGCAUCACAAGUUCUCCCUAGAUUCGACGAAACUAAUAACAUUGUUCCUGUAGAAGUUAUGACGAUAAGCGGAAGUGCGGACCACCGGAUAGUUGAUGGUGCCACAAUGGCACGAUUUGUGCAGACUUUGAAGAAACAAAUACAGGAUCCUAAAUUGCUGCUUUUAAAUUUAUUCUAAGUGGAUGACACGACUCAAUAAAUUUUAUGCGAAAGUG